Molecule: messenger RNA, 369 nt
Organism: Phytophthora sojae
Lineage: Eukaryota; Oomycota; Peronosporomycetes; Peronosporales; Peronosporaceae
Exons: 2
Coding region: 1-369 (122 amino acids)
Source: RefSeq, a predicted model, not a curated record
AUGUCCGAGCCGUUCCAGCUUCGAUUUGCCGGUCUGUGCUGUCGCUACUCGCACGACGACUUGUGGCUGCUCUCUGUGGCCAGCUACGAGCUUUGGGCGCCGUAUGAGCCCUUCCUCGGCGACCGUCUGCGCUUCACACAGCCACAGUCUGCUGCAUUUUUCGAGCGACACUACGGCGCUGCCACGGUGGCCAACAAGGCAAACAACGAACAACAGCAGCAACAGUCAAACAACGGCGACGCGUUCCCCACCGGCCUGGACAUUUUCAACGAACAGAUCCCGGAUUUCACGCAGGACAUGAUACCAGCCCCGCAGCAGCCAUUCGACUGGGCCGGCGCCACCGGAGAGGUGCUUUCGUGCUUUUACUAG